AUGUGGAGCUGCCGCCGUCUCCACUCGCCCUUCGUCGGGCCACACCGCCCCAUGGCGCGGGCCAGUGGCGUGGGCAGUCUGAUGCGCAACGAUCUCAGCGUCAAGGACCGGUGCCCCUCGCAGGCCGACGGGGCCAGGCUUGUCGUCAAGAACUCGUUCUUCGAGUUGGUCGACGCCGCGUCCGGACUCCGCCGAAGCAAGAGCGACGGUCAUUUAGCAUGCACGAUUGGGGGAUGCCUUGUUCAGAUGGAUGCGGCUCAAGUUGCACCCUCAGAUGCCAUGGAGGGGCUUACGCGCAUGGCCGGCUGUCUUCAUGUGAGCGCAACAACAGACGCCACCACCCACCAUUCGUUCUCAGACUCUGCCUCGGUCGCUUCGGGUAGCCGCUGCUCCUGGGCGGAGAUAAGCGACUGCAGCCAAUAUCAUAUCGGUGGAUGCUUCGGGUUCAGCGACGACUCCCAGGAUGAGUAUCACGACACCUCCAGCUUGGUGCCGCCCACGAAUCACAGCUCUUCGAGUGGGGAGGCGUACGAGCUCGUGGAGCAGCGGGAGUGGUGGAUCAGCAAGGGGUCGGUUCACGCCGCUGGCACUUGCAGGCCGUGCGUGAAGGUUUUCGAUUUGCCGCGCAAGGCCAAGGCCAGGAAUCGGCCCAGCAAGACCGCAAGGCUGCACUGCAAGCAGCUGGUCGCGGCGAUGGACGGCGCGCGUGGGAGCGACCUGCAUGCCGCCUUGGGGCUGCCCAGCGGUGGCGAGCGCCAAGCGUUGGCGGGCCAAGGUGUGCGCAUCCAGGACCAGGAGUACGUGCUCAGGGUCUUCAGGGCAAGGCAGCGGGAGCAGCAGGCGCCCUGA
Molecule: messenger RNA, 849 nt
Organism: Prorocentrum cordatum
Lineage: Eukaryota; Dinophyceae; Prorocentrales; Prorocentraceae
Source: the annotation of a GenBank genome assembly